AUUUGAACACAUAGAUAUUGGUAUAAAGAGGCACCGAAUACAUAUGCACCACAAAAAUCUCAUUUGAUUUGUGUGAGAGCUGUGAUACUGCCCGGGUGCCCAAAUCGAAGCAGGUGGUUUUCUUAGGGGGCCACACACGGAACCUUCGACCUAAAGUUCUGAUCUACAAAGCAGUGGAGCAACGGUAGGAGAUGCAGUCCUAUUGUAGCCGGUGACCAACAAUUCGUUCUUACACCAUUUGUUCCUUCAGGAUCCAUGAAGCCCACGUGCACCAUUGGUUCGGAAUCAGAGUUUUUCAGCUCCCCUAGGUGGACUCUCCGUCUCCACUAACCCGGUUAAAGUGCCAGACAAUCGCUUUUCGUCCUCUCAGUUUCGUAAACAACACCCCUACCGCGAGAAGGCGAUGAGUAGGACUUCCCUGGCAGAGGCUAUAUACGCGUGGCCAUGUGAGAACAUUUCGAGUGGGAGAACGGACUCUCCUCACUCUCGGCCGUACCAGGGCAUUUAGGGGCUUAUUACUUCAUAACCAUUAUCGUGGUGCAUUUCGUAACACCCUAUUCUACCAAUCAAUCUACCAAUGUCUUAAACAUACUGAAACUACUCUGUAUUUUAACUAAUAGUAUUUAGUAAAUUAUCAAGUAGGACGUUUUUGAUGUAUUCUUUCUUCUAUCAUUGCCAAAGAAAUGCUUUAUCCCAGAGCUUAUAAAUAAGAGCGUGAGUAAAAUAUUUAUUCGUUUGUUAGUAGAAAUUAAUAAGCGUGUUAUAUAAAUAAUUUUUUAUUCACUUGUAUUGUGUUAAGUGAUUCUCUGAAGAUGGUAUUUUGUAUCACAAUUUAACACUAGCUGAAGAAACAUUUUUAUCAUCACUUCUGUAGUUACGUAUACCUCCAAAAUUAAGUGGGGAAAUUGCAAAAGCAUCUUACCUAAUUAGAGCUUUAGAAUCACCCUCAGGUUUCAAGCUACAUAGAUUAUGUACUGGCUACUAACAAUAAAUACCUGACCUGUCCUAUGAUCUAAUACUGUUAUUGUUAUUUUCAAGUUUCCUGAUAUACCAAAGGCGAUGGAGUAGUGCAUGCAUCUAUUGUUGUUCAGAGUCUUAUUUUAUAUAUAUGCCCUCCACCUCUUUAUUGUCUCAUCAAGAGUUUUUGGAGGGGCGACUCUGUGAUCAUGAUGUUCGACUUUCAGCUGUUGUGUUUGAGAUUCAAAACUCGUUUCAUUUUCUACGGUUAGGGUAACCAGAUAGUAUCAUUGGCCGUCAUACUUAAAGUGUGGCUUGAAGCCAAGUUCACGAAUCAGUAAAAUGAAUUAUAAUGUACCGCCCACUUGUCGAUAUUGUAACCUGUGUGUUGCCUGAACUACUGAAUCACAUCUUUUCGAUAAAGCUAAACCCGUCGUAUGAUAAUGCAAAUUUUAACCUAAUGUAGAAACGUUCAUAUGGUGCACAAUUUAUUCAUCGCUCUAUGUGGAUCAAAGUGAUUGCUUGGAUUGUUUGAUCGUUCAGUUUAUAUCUAUUUAGUAUCUAAUUUUGAUGUCGCUACAGCCAACUUACUUUAAGAUUACUAUUCAGUAUUUACCCUACAUUCACUUUGUAUUUAUUUCCAGCCCAUUUUCUGUAUUUAUGCUCAUGACUCGCCAUUGAUUCUACGAAAUAAUUACGUGCUUUUAAUAAUUUAGGACGUAUACACUAUCUCGGUGAAGUGGAUCAUGGAGAUACUGUGACUGAUUACUUACCAGAAGAACGUGAACGUGGUAUAAGCAUUGUUACUGCAUCAGCUUCUCUGUCUUGGAGAAAUCAUAUAAUUCACUUGUUGGAUACUCCAGGACAUGUAGACUUCACAUUUGAAGUUGAACGAAGUCUAACUGUUUUAGAUAGUGUUGCCGUUAUAUUGGAUGCGGUCAAAGGUGUUCAACCUCAGACACAUACUGUGUGUCGCCAGGCCCAUCGUUACUGUCUUCCAUGUCUAAUCUAUAUCAAUAAAAUGGACCGCCCAAUGGCUAACGUCGAUCUCUGCUUACGCAGUUUAUCUAAACAGCUGCCUACAAAAGCACAUUAUAUGCCUAUUCAUUGGCCAGUAUUUUCUCAUAGUCUUAAUACAGAUAACACAUCAUCAUUAAUUAAUGCUUCGAAUACGUCUACUUCGCUUUCUAAUAAAUAUAUUAAAAACAAUGGUACCAGUCAAUUUGUUGGACUUGUAGAUUUGACUACGAUGCAAUUAAAAAAUUGGAUUUCAUGUAACCGUCCUGAUGAUGUUUAUACAUCAUCUGAUUUAUUCGAAGGUAUCAAUACAGCUACUGUACCACAUUGCUCUCAUCUACCGAAAUCGAAAUCUUCCAUUAAAAACACUCUGAACCCAAGUGGAAUUCAAGAGGCACUAAGUGCUCGUAUGCAGCUACUAAGUACAUUGGCCGAUAUCGAUGACGAAUUUGCAGACAAAUUCUUGCAACUCGAUCGUCCAGAUUUAUUGGUUCCUUCAGAUAUUGUUCAUAAAAGUUUAAAAAAGGCAAUUCUUUCCUUCCAAGUCAUACCAGUGUUAGUUGGUAGUAGUCGAAAUAACAUCGGAAUUCAGCCUUUAUUGGAUUUUAUUGUUGAUUACCUACCAGAUCCUAGUCAUUCCAAUAUUCCAAUCUCUAUUUUAAAGGUUUAUAAAUCGUUGAAAUCUACAUUACCGAAUCCAAGUGAUCUUUUGAAAGCCUCUAGAGACUUAGAUAAUCGUCGCAGUAUUCUAUCAUCGAAUUUCCCAAUCAUGCUUGUAUUCAGGAUAUGUUUUGAUCCACAUCGUGGUCCGCUUACCUUAGUACGCAUAUAUUCCGGUGUAAUUACACCUGGUUCUCAAAUUGCUAAUUGGUCCCGAUAUAAAGAUAUACAUUUACCAGAGAAAAUCUUAAAUGUAUUUCAACUAAAUGGAGAUUCGUUAGAAGUAGUUAACAGUGCUGGACCUGGUAGUAUUAUUGCUUUAAGUGGACUUCAGUCAACGUACACAGGCGAUGUUUUAGGUCCUGUCUUGAAUUCGACUAAAAGUAGACAAGUAGAGAAUUCCAAUGGUACUGAAUUAAAUGAUACUGAAGAAAUAUUUGACAAUGGACCAGAAUCACCUUCCGUAUUUCAAGUAUCCGAACCUGUUGUAUACGCUGCGGUUGAACCUGGUAGUCGAUCCGAAAUAAAUGCACUUGAACAUGCUCUCAAUUGUAUGCAACGUGAAGAUCCGAGCUUUCAUGUGAAGUUUGAUGAGGAAACUGGACAAUGGAUAAUUUCUGGAAUGGGUGACUUACACUUGGAUGUUGUACUUUCAAGGCUGAAACGUGAAUACAAAGUUAAUGUUCGAAUGGGACCACUUUUGGUCGCUUACAAAGAAUGUCCACCACAAGAUGCUUCCAGUUCAAGUGGAUGGAGUUUUGUGGUUGGAUAUAUAAAUGGUAGUGAAAAAGCUGUUGCAAUAGGAGUGAUACUUCAACCUAAAACUAUUCAUCCACUUCACAAACCUCAGGUCAUUUUUGACCGACUUGUAGAUCAUAACAUCGUUCGUGUACGUCAUGCCAUCACCGAAGCCUGUUUGUCUGCCUUAGAGGUUAGUGGACCUAUUCUUCGUUCCCCUAUUAUUGGAGUAGAUAUUCACAUUAGUAAUAUUGUAUGUGGCCGUGUAGAACAAAUUUCAAAUGACUCGGGAUGUAUCAAUGGUCUUGGUGACUUGACUUUAGAUAAAUUAUCCAAUGCUCAGCUUUCUUCACCAUCCCUUUUAGCUUUGUUAAAAACUUGUUGCAUAAGUAGUGUAAAAAAUGCGGUAGCCAAAAUACCUAACUGGCAUAUUAUGGAGCCGAUGAUGGAAAUCGAACUUCAACUGCCUUCUCUAAAAGGUUAUGAUUCAGAAUUAUCAGCCUUUCUAUGUGACUUAACGAAUAGGCGCGCAGAAAUAAUAUCAGUGGACAACGCAGAAACCAGUGCAAACAGUAAAGACGAUAGCAGAAUGGGAGCUGAAAAAUAUCACCGUAUACGUGCAAUAGCACCGUUAUCUGAAUUAGCUAACUACUCCGCUACUAUCAGACGUCUUUCGUCAGGACGAGCUGAAUUGAGUCUCCGGUUGGCUAAUUAUUACCCUGUUAGCUCAGAGCACCAAGCAAAACUAUUAGAUCAAUUCAGAUUCAGUCGUUCUGGAAGCACCGUGCAUUAAGAAAAUAUCACAACAUCGUUAGCCAGCUGAUAAUUACCACUACCUGUGUAUGAUAAAUUUUUAAAAUAUAUAUAUAUAUAUAUAUAUGAUGCAGACGU
Molecule: messenger RNA, 4263 nt
Organism: Schistosoma guineensis
Lineage: Eukaryota; Metazoa; Platyhelminthes; Trematoda; Strigeidida; Schistosomatidae
Source: the annotation of a GenBank genome assembly